Molecule: messenger RNA, 1122 nt
Organism: Didymodactylos carnosus
Lineage: Eukaryota; Metazoa; Rotifera; Eurotatoria; Philodinida; Philodinidae
Source: the annotation of a GenBank genome assembly
AUGGGAAACAACAACAGCAGUCGAGUUGUUUUAACAUUUGAUCGACUUAAUUCAAAUUUCCUUGCCGGUGAACUUGUUUCUGGCUCUGUACAAUUUGAAAUGCUUGAACAAUUUGAUAAAGUACAUGCAGUCUAUCUCGAAAUUGUUGGAGAAGCAGGUUAUACUACUGAAGAGCGUCGAACAAUCACCGUCGAUGCAAAACAAAAAGUAGAAAUCUAUGCCAAAAAUCAUAAUGUAUUAUUUCUUAAGACUCGAAUAACAGUUAAACGACGAGAAGCUGGUGAACAAAACCUUCCACUUGUACCGGGUAUAAUAUAUAACUGGCCGUUUCAAGUUCAAUUGCCUCAGCAUUUACCACCAACAUUACAUGAAGUAGACUAUCCAUAUAUAAAGUAUUAUAUUCAAAGUGUUAUUGAUAGACCAUGGUAUAAACGAAAUUCAGAAUGGAAACAUGCACUAAGUAUCUUUCCAGAUAUGAACUUGCAAUAUAUUCCAGACGUGCAACAACUUGCACAAUUUAGUAAUGCCAACCGUGAAGAAAUUGAUAUACAGAUUAUAUUCCCAAAAUUAGGUUAUGUGCCAAAUGAAACACUUGUAUCAACAAUAGAAAUAAAAAAUCCAAAUCAGAUUACGAUUAAACAUAUCCAGAUAUUUUUAUAUCAACACUACCGGAUACAAAAUAAUGCACGUACUAAUAUUAUAUUUUCUAGUACUAUACCGGACAUUCAAAAAUUCAAUGAUGUUCAGAUUUCUAAACCAUUUUCUUUUGUUGUAUCAAGUGUCAAUUUGCCACCAACGUCGAAUUACAUUGGAGGAAUAGAUCAAGCUAUCACUGUUAAUGUCAGCUAUGAGUUAAGAUUUGUGAUUAAAGGACAGGAACCGAAUCUGUGGGAUCGUGUAUCAGGCUACUUUUCAAGUAUUCCUGUUAAACAACUCUCCAGUGAUAUAAAUAUUUCUGUACCAAUUACAAUUGGGACGUUUCCACAUCAGCAGUAUUCUCCGAAUGAUGGUGCAUCCUCAUCUGCUCAAUUUCUUUUAACACCAAGUGCGCCUAGCGAAGAAGAUUUACCGCCAAGCUACGAAUCUUUAGUACAUAAUUCGUCAGUAAAAACACCAAUCUGA